CGGGAUAUCACGUAGGCACUGGGCUCUUCCUCCAGACAAAUCUCACCGGUUCUUGAGCUAGCUGUUUCCGCAACAUGUUCAGAGCCGCCGUCCGUCUCUCGGUCUCCGGUGUCCGGAGCUUAGCCCGUACACAACCAGAGUGUCGAGCCCUCUUGCCCUCAAGGUGUUAUUCGCAUGGGAAACAUGAGACAGAUGAGGAGUUUGAUGCCCGCUGGGUCACUUAUUUUAACAAGCCAGACAUUGAUGCAUGGGAGCUGAGGAAAGGGAUGAACACGUUGAUUGGGUAUGAUCUGGUACCUGAGCCAAAGAUUCUUGAGGCUGCAUUGAGAGCCUGUCGGAGAUUAGACGACUUGGCAAGCGCAGUCCGAAUUUUGGAAGCUGUGAAGGACAAAGCUGGGCCCCACAAAGACAUCUACCCAUACCUGAUCCAGGAGCUGCGGCCAACUUUAGAUGAGCUUGGUAUUUCUACACCUGAAGAGCUUGGCAUUGACAAAGUGUAGCCGGAUGACAUGACAAAGGAAAUACCCAGGACACAGAACCUUCAUGUUCAAAUGUUUAUCCUCAUUAAAAUGGAUGUGAUAUUUAAUUUGGCCUUAAGUUAUUUUGCUUGUAAAAUGUGUAUGAACAUAAUAAAGGCGAGGUAUCUUUGAGUGUCACAAGUAUAUUGGAAUAACUUCUUUAUAGUUUAAAGACCUGUGCAAGCAAUAUCCAAUUUUAAGUUCAGAUCAGAGCAUCGCUGUGUCAUCCAAAUGUUUGAUAACCUUGUUGUAAGAGUCACAUUUUUCCAUCAGGGGGCAGUACUGUCACAUGAAUGUAAAAAUCAUUCUACUGUAUUAAGUUUGCUUUACAUUUGUCUUCAUUUCAGGGAAAAUUUACUUGAUGGUAAAAAUAAAUUUGUUUAAAUGACA
This is a messenger RNA of Melanotaenia boesemani (Boeseman's rainbowfish), 908 nucleotides long. Its product is annotated as cytochrome c oxidase subunit 5A, mitochondrial. The record is from RefSeq and is a predicted model, not a curated record. Gene Ontology annotation, cellular component: mitochondrial inner membrane. The transcript has 5 exons. Bases 75 to 500 code for a protein of 141 amino acids. NCBI's taxonomy places the organism in Eukaryota, Metazoa, Chordata, Actinopteri, Atheriniformes, Melanotaeniidae. Gene Ontology annotation, biological process: mitochondrial electron transport, cytochrome c to oxygen.